AAAUUUGUGAGCCUCAUGAAGCAACAAAUUCGGUAAUUUAUAAGCGAUAAGAUCGUUCUAAGAUGCCACUACCGAAGAGGCUUAUAGAACCAGUCCAUGUGACCAGAGGCACCCUGCCCGAAGAUUUGCCUCUACCGUCGGAACUCGAGGGAGUUACGAAUGGAACUUUAGCUAAUACUGUCAGGCAACUCUCUUCGUUAUCUAGGCAUGCUGAAGACUUGUUUGGAGAACUGGCAAGGGAUGCCCAACAAAUCCAUGAUAGGUCCAAUUCCUUACAAGCUAGAAUUGACAGGUUAGCUGUCAAAGUUACCCAGUUAGACAGUACAGUAGAAGAAGUUAGUCUUCAAGAUAUUCACAUGAGAAAAGCGUUUAAGAGCGCUACCGUUUUUGAUCAACAGAUUUUUUCUCGAGCCACAAUGCCUACAGCCAUGCUAGAAACGUAUAAAUCCUGCGAUAGGCCGCCCCCAUUGGACAAACUGAAUUGUUAUAGAGACGACGGAAAGGACGGCCUUAAGUUCUAUACUGAUCCGAAUUACUUCUUUGAAUUGUGGAGACAGGAGAUGCUCAAUGAUACUGAAAGAGUGAUUCACGAUAAGGGCAAAAAUAGGGCGCAUAAGGGUGGUGUUCUGGGAGGUGCAAGGCAAAGGAAAAGGGUGCGACAGCCUCACAAUACCAGGGAAGUACAUAAGCAAAGGGCAGCCGAGCAUGGAGAACACUUCAUGCCUCAAAAUUCAAUUUAUAGAACGCCUCAGCAAACGAAUCAAUAUCAGCACGAACCAGAUGGCUACGGUCAGGAUCAUCGGCCGCCCAGGCCCAAUUCUAUCGAAAUCAGACGGUCGUAUCAGCGUGAGGAAAUGCCAGACGGCAUGAAUUCUCCAUCGCUUCUUUACGUAAAUAAUACUCAAAUCAUAAAUAAUUAUGACGACCAAAAUGCUUACCAACAUGGAAUAUAUGGUAUCGGCCAAGGACCCAUGAG
This is a messenger RNA of Anthonomus grandis grandis, 976 nucleotides long. Its product is annotated as actin-binding protein WASF3-like. The annotation marks the transcript as partial. Gene Ontology annotation, molecular function: Arp2/3 complex binding; protein kinase A regulatory subunit binding. Gene Ontology annotation, cellular component: SCAR complex; cytoskeleton. Lineage: Eukaryota; Metazoa; Arthropoda; Insecta; Coleoptera; Curculionidae. Gene Ontology annotation, biological process: positive regulation of Arp2/3 complex-mediated actin nucleation; actin cytoskeleton organization. The record is from RefSeq and is a predicted model, not a curated record. The transcript is spliced from 5 exons.